This is a messenger RNA of Paramisgurnus dabryanus, 3737 nucleotides long. It is a transcript of the gene epha2a, whose product is annotated as eph receptor A2 a. The record is from RefSeq and is a predicted model, not a curated record. Gene Ontology annotation, biological process: ephrin receptor signaling pathway; axon guidance; protein phosphorylation. Gene Ontology annotation, molecular function: transmembrane-ephrin receptor activity; ATP binding; protein binding. Lineage: Eukaryota; Metazoa; Chordata; Actinopteri; Cypriniformes; Cobitidae. Gene Ontology annotation, cellular component: plasma membrane; dendrite.
UUCAGUUCACUUUAGCAAGAUCCAGUUUCGCGAGGACGCCGGAGUGUGAGAAAUUUCGUGUGGUCCAAAAACUUAACAUUAAAGAAGACGAUGGAGAACCGCCGCACUUCGCUUAUUUUCUUAUUUGUAUAUUUAUUUGUAAACAACGUAUUUAUUGUGAUCCAGUCAAAGGAACAUGUGCUGCUUGAUAUGAAGGCUGCCGGAAGUGAGUUGGGUUGGUUGACCUGGCCGAAUGAAGAUGGUUGGGAGAUUGUCCAGACGGUGGUGAACGGCUCUCUUCUUUACACCUACAGCGUGUGCAAUGUCGCCAAUGAAGUCGAACAGGACAACUGGCUUCGCACGACUUUCAUCCAACGUAGGCCCGACGUUUCUCGCGUCACCAUAGAGCUACGCUUUGUCGUCCGGGACUGCAGCUCGUUCGGCAGCUCUUCGCCGUCCUGUCGAGAAACCUUCGGCCUCUACCUAGGCGAAACCGACACGGAUGUCGGCACGAACUUUCGCAAAAGCCAGUUUAAAAAAGUAGCGACUGUAGCGCCAGACGAAGUAACGGCCAAUCGCGGAGGGGGCCGAGCAGAUCUACGGGUGAACGUUGAGAGGCGGACCAUCGGGCCCCUCUCCAGAAGGGGUUUCUACCUAGCGUUCCAGGAUCUAGGGGGCUGUGUUGCUCUCCUGGGUUUGAAGGUUUUCUACACCACCUGCCCAGCCAUGAUGAAAAACCUGGCCGCCUUCCCCGAACAGGUGGCGUCGGGUGCCUUGGCGGAGGUGGAGGGCACCUGUGUGAAGGACGCAGUGGUGGUUGGAGGCACUACUCCACGAAUGUACUGCACUGCUGAAGGAGAAUGGGUCGUUCCUGUGAGCCAGUGUAUCUGCCGAGCGGGCUACCAUGCUGUUGGAGAAACCUGCAAAGCUUGCGAACCGGGCUACUACAAGAGCACAGAUUCCAGCCGACCAUGUGAAGAGUGCCCGGAUAACACCCAACGCUCCGGUCACGGAGCGCUCUUGUGUCAGUGCCUGGAGGGCUUUUACCGGGCUCCCACAGAUCCCAACUCUGCACCCUGCUCUGCCCCGCCAAGCCCGCCCCAAGACAUAGGGUACACUUCACUUCUGACAGCGGGGAGUUUGCAACUGACCUGGCGCCCCCCAGCAGACACUGGCGGCCGCACUGACAUCACUUACAGCGUGGCAUGCGAUCGCUGCGAGGGUGGUCUGUGUUUGCCGUGCGGCAGUCGGGUGCGAUUCGAGCCCACGCAGACGGCCUUGAAAGACCCGGAGGUUGUGGUUAGUGAGCUCGAGCCUCACGUCAACUACACGUUUACAGUCGAGGCCCAGAGCGGCGUUUCGCAGUUCAGCCGGCAGAAAGCCACAGAGAGAAUCACAACGGUGCUUCAUUUCACAGAUGGUCCCAAGGUGUUGUAUCUGAGAGUAGAAGAUCGGACCACCAACAGUCUGACUUUAUCCUGGGUUGUGGACCACCAUUUGCAAAACCACCUCAGCCCUCGCUAUGAGCUCAUGUACCGCAAGAAGGAGGAUCCCGGAGAGCUAGAUUUCACCACCUACACCGUUCUGGUUCUGGAAAAGAAUUCAGUCCAGAUUAAGGACCUCUUACCGGGCACGAAAUACGUGUUUCGCGUUCACACUCUGACAGAUGAAGGUCAUCCCAGCAGCCACAGCGCCGAGCUGGAGUACGAGACGCAGCCUGUCGCAGAAUCUCAAACCCAGAAUAGUUCAAUGGUCAUGAUGGGAGCCAUCGCUGGGGGCGGAGUCAUGUUGCUUAUCGUGGUGGUCAUUUUGCUCCUGCACAAAAGGAGACUGAACUCGCAUGUCCGACAGAGAGUGGAUGGAGAUUACUUCUCAUGUCCAGAAAAACUCCUUCCUCUGACCACCUACAUCGACCCCCAUACGUAUGAGGACCCCUGUGUGGCCAUCCUCAAGUUUGCCAGCGAAAUUCAACCGAGUCAUAUCACCAAACAGAAAGUCAUUGGUGCAGGGGAAUUUGGUGAGGUGUUUCGUGGUUCUCUGACUGUACCAGGGCGCUCUGAGGUCGCUGUAGCCAUAAAGACUCUCAAAUCCGGUUACACCGAAAAGCAGAGACAAGACUUUCUCAGUGAAGCCAGCAUCAUGGGCCAGUUUUCUCACAAGAACAUAAUCCGCCUUGAGGGUGUGGUCACCAAAUUCAAACAUGCCAUGAUUGUUACAGAGUACAUGGAAAACGGAGCUUUGGACCAAUAUUUAAGGGACCACGAUGGUGACUUUUCCUCGUACCAGCUCGUGGGCAUGCUCGGUGGCAUAGCGUCAGGAAUGAAGUACCUCUCCGACAUGAACUACGUCCACAGGGACCUCGCAGCCCGCAACGUACUUGUUAAUGGCAACUUGGAGUGUAAAGUGUCAGAUUUCGGCCUUUCACGGGUGCUGGAGGACUUUCCUGAAGGAACCUAUACAACCACGGGAGGAAAAAUUCCUAUUCGUUGGACGGCACCUGAGGCGAUAGCUCACAGAAAGUUCACGUCAGCCAGUGACGUGUGGAGUUUUGGCAUAGUCAUGUGGGAGGUGAUGUCAUACGGAGAUAGACCCUACUGGGACAUGAGCAAUCAUGAGGUGAUGAAAUCCAUAAAUGAAGGCUUCAGGUUGCCGGCACCGAUGGGCUGUCCAUCAGCGGUCAACCAGCUUAUGCUACAGUGCUGGAUGCAGGACCGAUUUAAGCGGCCGCGCUUUGUUGAUAUCGUCAACUUGCUUGAGAAGCUACUUUCUAACCCAGAAUCGCUCUUGGCCAUUGCCAGUAUAGAUCCACGUGUUUCUAUUCGUCUACCGAGCACAAGCGGUACCGAUGGCGCCCCCUUCAGGUCAGUAGACGAAUGGCUGGAAUCGAUCAAGAUGGGCCAGUACAAAGAAACCUUCGCACAUGCAGGAAUUAAAACUAUGGAGCAAGUGUUGUGCUUGAAAAUUGAGGACAUUGGAAACAUCGGUGUGCGGUUGCCAGGUCAUCAGAAAAGAAUAGCCUACAGCAUUCUUGGCCUUCAAGACCCAACGGGAAACUUUAAUCUGUUUGCAGUGUGACCAUGUGAAUAUCUGUACUGUAUUUACUGAAUGCGCAGUUGAGCUGGCUCAAGCUGGACUAAACAAACUAGCUAUGAAAGUGUGAACAGUUUACUGAUAUUUUAUAAUUGUAUUUCAUCUCUCCUUUUUGAAACUUUUUUAUAUAUAGUUAAAUAUAUAAAUGCAUUGUAGAUAAAGCCUUACUUUUCUGUGUCACUUUAAAGCCAUAUUGAUUAAGUGGAUGUAUGAUGGUAUGGUUCAAGUACUGUAACUGUUGUCCUCAGCUCGGAUAAUCUGACAAAUGUCAAGAGCUGAACAACAACACUAUGAAGGGUACAUCAUAGUAACCUUGAGGACCAGGUCUUACUGUUUUAUGCCUUAUUGGCCAUAUAUUUCCAUAUAAAUGAUAUAUGAAUAUGGACAUAAAUGAUAUAUAAAUAUGUUCAUACCAGAGAUACUGGAUAUGUGGGAUUGAAGUUUUUCAAGUUUGUACAUUUACAGAUGUAUAAAGGUUAGGAAAAAUUAAAUGGUCUUUUUUUCAGUCAACGUGUUGACAGGCCUGUUUUAUAUUUAAAGAUAGCACGGGAUGUUUACAUGUUUAAUUUCAGCUCUUUUUUUAUUUAAUAUUUAUUUUUGUAUUUAUUGUCUGUGUAUGUAAAGAAAAUGAUGUACUGUAAAGUAGUAAAAUAUUUUGUAAAUCUUAA